Molecule: messenger RNA, 1932 nt
Organism: Dioscorea cayenensis subsp. rotundata (Guinea yam)
Lineage: Eukaryota; Viridiplantae; Streptophyta; Magnoliopsida; Dioscoreales; Dioscoreaceae
Product: probable DNA helicase MCM9
Exons: 14
Coding region: 13-1932 (639 amino acids)
Biological process (GO): double-strand break repair via homologous recombination
Cellular component (GO): MCM complex; nucleus
Molecular function (GO): single-stranded DNA helicase activity; ATP binding; single-stranded DNA binding
Source: RefSeq, a predicted model, not a curated record
GCCGAAAAAUCCAUGGCGGUGCCGUGCGAACGCUCUGCCCAAAUCCACGCCUUCGCUCGCUUCCUUCUCUCCAACCACUCGCCCGAGCUCCGCUCCAUCCUCCUCUCCCCCGAUCCCAUCCUCCAUUACUCCCUCACCAUCUCCUUUGCCUUCCUCCUUGACUCUGAUCCAUCCCUCGCUGUCCUCCUCUCCUCCCAGCCCUCCCCCCUCCUCCCCCUCUUCGAUCACGCCGCUCGCCUCUCCCAGGGUAUUGUGCUGGAUGGAUCAAAGGAUCUGGUUGAUGAGGGAGCAAGCGUCAAGGAGUUUGUGCAUGUUAGGGUUGAUGUAUGUGGCUCGCCUCUUGAGUUUCCAGAGAUGUUUCCGAGUAUUGGGAGGGUGAGAGUGAAGCAUAGAGGCGUGCUUUUGACGCUUAAGGGGACGGUGAUACGGUCUGGGUCGGUGAAGAUGAUUGAAGGGGAAAGGGAGUAUGAGUGUAGAAGGUGCCGGCACAGGUUCAAAGUUUACCCAGAGUUAGAAACUGGAAACACAAUAAGACUGCCGACUUCUUGCCCAUCGAAGGGGUCUAAAAGUUGUGAGGGAACAAAUUUUCAGUUUGUAUCUGACAGUAUAAUUUGUCAUGAUUAUCAAGAGAUUAAAAUACAAGAAAGCACACAAGUUUUGGCUGUGGGAUCAAUUCCUCGUUCAAUUCCUGUUAUCUUAAUGGAUGACCUUGUUGACGUUGUUAAAGCUGGAGAUGACAUCAUAGUUACGGGUGUUCUAACAGCAAAAUGGUCUGCAGACUUAAAGGAUGUUCGUUGUGACCUUGAUCCUAUGUUAAUUGCUAAUCAUGUGAGGCGGACCAAUGAACUGAAAUCAGAAAUCGACAUUCCCAAUGACGUGAUAAAAAAGUUUGAACAGUUCUGGUCUGCCUUCAAGGAUGCUCCUUUGAAGGGGAGAAAUGCCAUACUUAAAGGAAUUUGCCCUCAGGUUUUUGGCCUUUUCACAGUGAAGCUUGCUGUUGCCUUAACGCUGAUUGGUGGUGUACAACAUGCUGAUGUUUCUGGGAUGAAGGUUCGUGGAGAAUCACACCUUCUUCUUGUUGGUGAUCCAGGUACCGGCAAAUCUCAAUUUUUGAAGUUUGCUGCCAAAUUAAGCAAUAGGUCUGUGAUCACUACUGGGUUGGGGAGCACCAGUGCAGGUUUAACUGUCACUGCUGUUAAGGAUGGAGGUGAAUGGAUGCUAGAGGCUGGGGCACUUGUUUUGGCUGAUGGAGGACUUUGUUGCAUAGAUGAAUUUGAUAGCAUGCGGGAACAUGAUAGGGCAACUAUCCAUGAAGCGAUGGAGCAACAAACAAUAAGUGUUGCUAAGGUGAACUUCACAGAGAAGGGGACAGGUCGGAGACUUGGGACUGGCACGUGGCAUAGAGGAUUGUGGUACAUGGACAGAGAGGGGAUGGAUUCAGCGUUGAGAUCUUUGGUAGAGGGGGCAGGAGUAGGAGUGUCUGGGAUGACUGUAAAGGUGUUUCUACUGCAUCAUCGGCGUAUGGGACACAUUUCAUUGUUUGUUUUGAGUCGGUUGUACCCUUCAUUGUAUGAAAGGGCAAAUAAAGAAAAGUUAGUUUGUGAUGCUUGUGAGUUUGGAAAACAUACCAGAAGCUCUUAUCAUAGCUCUGGGAAUAAGAGUUCUAGGGUUUUUAAUCUUAUUCACUCUGAUGUGUGGAGGCCUUGUCUGGCAAAUACAAUUAAUGGGGAUACAUCAUCAGACUACUUGUCCAUAUACACUGGCACAGAAUGGGGUAGCAGAACGGAAGAACAAACACCUUCUAGAGGUAGCCCGGUGUAUGAUGAUAUCGAUGAAUGUCCCAAAUUAUCUAUGGGGGCACGCGGUCUUGACAGCUGCUCAGCUGAUCAACAGGAUGCCCUCGAGAAUAUUGGAUUGGAAGUCUCUCUGUGA